GGUGGGUUAUCAUGUAAGCAUAUCCCAUGCCAACAUUUUCCUCUCAUUUCUGUCAUUUCAUGAACACCAUAUCUCUUGAGGUCUUUAAUUUGGCCCACCCACGGCUAAGUGUUAACUUCUGUUGGUACGAUGUGGUCCGUCCUCUUCCCCUUCCCCGCAUCCCCUUCUAAUCCUCUUCUCUUCCCUUCUUUCCCUUCUUUCCCUUCUUCCACUCCCUUCUCCAUGGAUAACCUCACACCACCCACCCAAAGUCCCACUGCCACCAUACCUCCCCAAGGAUCAAAUGGAUUGUCCCUUAACUUCAAUGUCAUCGUCAUCACGGCCGUCUUGUUAUGUGCUCUAAUCUGCGCCCUUGGCCUCAAUUCUAUGCUCCAAUGUGUAGUUACGGGCACCCAUCGCGCGGUAACCGAACCUGUCGAGUGGGUUGCCUCUCGCCGCCACAACUCAGGACUAAAGAGGAAGGACAUGAUAGGACUCCCUACUUCAACAUACGCAGCGGCCGGCUCGCCAAGCUCCACCACUUCUGGUUGUGCCAUUUGUUUGGUGGACUUCUCCGAUGGAGACCGGUUGCGAGUACUGCCCAAGUGUAACCACAGGUUCCAUGUCUCUUGCAUUGAUACUUGGCUUUUGUCUCACUCCUCCUGCCCCACUUGCCGGCAUCAACUCAAGUCUAAUGACUCCAUUACCUCGUUAGAGAUAUUGACAACUAUGUGAACUUGUGUUACAUUUUGAGCCUUCCAGUUCCAAAGCUGUGACUGUGACCUCUCUAGUACUUUUUAUUUUCUAAUGUCUUUUAACUUGUUAUCUCCUUUCUUUCUCUAUUUUGAAUAAUUAAGCUUUUGAAGCAUCAUUCUUUUA
Messenger RNA from Macadamia integrifolia, 858 nucleotides. RefSeq names its product RING-H2 finger protein ATL74-like. The record is from RefSeq and is a predicted model, not a curated record. Lineage: Eukaryota; Viridiplantae; Streptophyta; Magnoliopsida; Proteales; Proteaceae. Bases 130 to 714 code for a protein of 194 amino acids. The transcript has a single exon. Gene Ontology annotation, biological process: protein ubiquitination. Gene Ontology annotation, molecular function: transferase activity.